Messenger RNA from Pieris rapae (cabbage white), 1267 nucleotides. RefSeq lists its product as uncharacterized. The transcript has 2 exons. The record is from RefSeq and is a predicted model, not a curated record. NCBI's taxonomy places the organism in Eukaryota, Metazoa, Arthropoda, Insecta, Lepidoptera, Pieridae. Bases 536 to 886 code for a protein of 116 amino acids.
AAGCUAAUUGUGUCGUAUUUUACCGGAUGAUCAAAAUCUUUAUCUUGACACUUGACACGAACUCAAAUGUAACAAAUACAUGUAUAAAUAGGACAAAAUAGAAACAAGAAAAACGCUUUACGUGGGCGAGACACAAUUUUUUAUGUUAGCUGCUAAAAUAAAAUAAAUUUAAAUAGGCUUUUUCAAGGAGGUAUACCUGUUAAGUGAUUAUUAUAAUGGCUCAGGGGUUAAGCGUGGGACUCUUAAAUUGUUUGGUCGGUUCGGGUUCGAAUCCGUGUUUUGCACCAAAAUGUUAUGUGACCCACCUUCUAAGAUUCACCUUUAUUUUAUUUCUUCAUAAAAGAGAAAUAAACAUAAAAAGACAAAUCAUUUAAUUUCAAACAAUGUGUCUGUCACUCUUAAAUUUAAACCAAUUUAGAAAAUUGGAAAGGUAUCAAGUUCACUCCAUGUUAAAGAGGUGUUAGAGUUAAUUUAGUAUUAGGCAUUAAUAUGGAGCAAGAACUUGACUAAAACUAAUCAUAUAUGGAAAGGAUAUAUGCACGUAUCCGACUGGAUGCCUACAUUAUUAAAAGCAGCUGGUGCAACUCCACCAGAGGAUAUUGAUGGCAUUGAUCUAUGGGAAAGUAUCACCUCUAAUAAGUCUUCCAAACGCAAUGUCAUAUUCGAAAUCGAUGACUACACCGGAUCCGCUGCUAUCAUUGAGGACGAGUUUAAAUUAGUUUUAGGAACAAUUGUGACUGAAUAUUGUAAUCACAAAGGAAGAGAACUCAAAGGACUCACUUGUGAUCCUCCCACAUAUAAAAAAGCUCUUACCGAGAGUGCUAUAUAUUCCGUCAUAACUGAAAUGGAUAAACGGUUCCUGUUUAACAUAGUGCAGGUUCCUUGAGAAACACAGGAUUUAUCAAGUACUUAUCCCGAUGUUGCUGAUAGAUUGUACUCCCGUUUACAAGACGAGAUUAAAAGGACUAUUCCGAGGAAAGUGCCGCUCGUCAGAGACUUGAGAGCUGCGCCGAGUUUACAUAAUUACACAUGGACGAUAUAGGCUGACGAGAUUGCAACUGAGUAAAGAUUAGUUAUCAGCACAGAGAGUUGUUUAGUAACGCUGUGGUAUAAUUUAAUGACAGCAUGCUGUAAAUUAUUACUUAUUUGUUUUAUGUACAUAGCAAAUCUUUAAUUUAACAGUUAAUAUUAAGACAAAAGAAUAUUUUAUAUAAAUUAAAAACUAUUAUAUGUAUUGUAAAUAGUAAGAAUUAAACGAAGAGGAUCA